CUCCGAGUUGGCCAGGCUGCCCAGGACGAACGCCCGACCUCCGGAAGGUAGACGCUGCCCAGAGUCCCCAGGCCCCUCCGUGACGGCCUCUCCCAGAACCGGACGGUCCAGGGGGCGGCGGGCCGGCUGGGGCCCUCGGGGCCACUCAGGCUGUAACGGAAUCUCCCCAGCUGGCUGCUGCGCCGCGGCAGCUCCGGUUCCCGCCGGGCCCGAGGCUCUGACGCCGGCGCUCGGGCCGGCAGGUGGGCAGCUCGCGCAGAGGAGCAGCACCUGCGGGAGCCCAGGGCCAUGUGCAGUCUAUGAGGACGGCCCCGCGGGCCCGGAGCCCCGACCCCCGGCCGGAGACGCGGCGGCAGAGCAGGAGGAAUGUGGCGGCCGCUCCGGGCUCGCCAACGCCCAGGGCGGGGCGGGAGGGUGACAGGAAGCGCCCCCCCUCGAUCCUGAGGCAAAGCCAGCCGGAGCGUCCGGGCCGCGGCGCCGAGCCGCCGAGGAUCCCGAAGCGUGUGCGGUUCCACGAGCCCGUGGAGGUGGCGGUCCACUCUCUCCUCCCCAGACAUCGCCGGCAGGGAGCCCACGCCCGCCACCCAGGCGCCCCGCCGGCAGAGGCCCCACGCCCGCUCCCUGCUGCUGGGGCUGUCGCUGGGCCUGCUGCUGGCGCUGCUGCUCGGCCUGUGCUGCGGCCGCCCCGGGCCCCUCGCACCGGCCCUGGAGGACCUGCGGGCCCGGCUCCGCGCCCUCGCCCUGCGCCUGCGGCACCUGGUCGUCGCCUGCUGGCACUGCCUGCGGCCACUGUGACGGCUCCGACACCCGUGGCCCUGUGGGCAGGGCCCCGGGGGCCGCUGAGGGCCUGGAGCAGUGUGGGGUGACCCCUGGGCUACGGGGGCUGCCGGCGGGGGCCCCAGGACUGGAGACCAGACUCGGGGUCCGCCUUCCCUGCGAUCAGCACAGCACGGGCCGGGGCCCACGGAGAGGCUUCCAGAGGAGAAGGGCUCCCCUUCCGAAUCUCGGGGUCCCCAGGGCCCCUUCUGGCUUCUCAGUUCGGGAUCCCAAAGCAGGAGGAGGCCCCCGAGGUCCAGAGGGGACCCCAGACCUGGGCCUCGGGGACCCUCCAGCACCUCGGGCCCCCACACCAGCCCGGCCCUCAGGACUUCUUCUCAUCUGCCCGAACUGCCUGCCCCCCCCGAGGACGGGCAGAUUGCCCCCCCACGUUCCAGAUGAGCAAACGGGGGCUCCUCCGAGAGGCCGGGUCACGUGCCCGGGUCCCAGCGACACAGGCCCCCCCCCCCCCCGCCCCGGCCCUGCAGCCCUGCCCCGUCCGGGGACCACGCCCUCGGAGGGGUGAGGGGGCUGUGAGCACACGGCCGAGGGCUGGCCCCCACGAGAGCCGCGCAGAGACCCGCUGGCACCGCGGCCCAGACGACGACCGGAGGUCCUGGGACCAGAUCGCCUGCCCAAGGGGGACACCGUCAGCCCGGGAGACAGGGGCGCCGCCCACCCUCAGCCGCGCAGGGCGCGUUGGGAGGCAGCCCCCGGGGAGCGUGCCCAUGUGGGGGGGCCCUGGGGAGGACGGGGGCGGGUCCAGGGCAGCGCUCACCCUCGAGUGACGAGCGGUCACGUCGCUCAGACGCGUCCAUGAGACACUCUGGUCUUCCCAUUUUUAUUUGACUUUGAGAAAUAAACACACUUAAGGAUCUUC
This is a messenger RNA of Phyllostomus hastatus (greater spear-nosed bat), 1696 nucleotides long. It is a transcript of the gene CUNH14orf180, whose product is annotated as chromosome unknown C14orf180 homolog. The record is from RefSeq and is a predicted model, not a curated record. The coding region runs from base 300 to 866 and encodes 188 amino acids. Lineage: Eukaryota; Metazoa; Chordata; Mammalia; Chiroptera; Phyllostomidae. The transcript is spliced from 5 exons.